Anopheles coustani is the source of this 6432-nucleotide messenger RNA. RefSeq lists its product as uncharacterized. Gene Ontology annotation, biological process: multicellular organism development; cell surface receptor protein tyrosine kinase signaling pathway; protein phosphorylation. The record is from RefSeq and is a predicted model, not a curated record. Gene Ontology annotation, cellular component: signaling receptor complex. Gene Ontology annotation, molecular function: ATP binding; transmembrane receptor protein tyrosine kinase activity. The transcript is spliced from 7 exons. Lineage: Eukaryota; Metazoa; Arthropoda; Insecta; Diptera; Culicidae. Bases 1943 to 6346 code for a protein of 1467 amino acids.
AGCAGGUUUCCGGUCGCGUCCGCAACCGUUCGCGGUGCGCCUUGGAUGAAGUGAAGUGAAGAAAAGCAAAGCAAACCGUACGUGUCCCAAACAGAACCCUGCGAGACGGAGCGCGCAACGUUGUGGCGGGAAUAAUUUAUCGCUUUGACACACAAAAACACAACCAGCAAGCGACCGGGUCCACGGCACGAUAACGCACACGCUGCUGGUGUAGGAGCCCGGUUUAAGAACACGUUUAGGCGUGUGCUGCGGAGAUAAUCCAAGCUAGCCAGUUAGUAGUAGUACGCGUUUUACUCCUAAACCAUCUCCGCAUGCUAGAUUGUUGGUCGAUCUGUUCUGUUCUCGAGAGGAUUGUCGGAUUGCGCACGGUAUUUUGUUUUCGUGCCGAAUCCCACAGCAUCCAGCGGCAGGGAGAUGUGUAGAAGGUGAAUUGCGCAAUUGUGAAAUCAUUGUGACAGCACGCACUUCGCCACCGGGAAUUGGCGGCUUUUUACCGUUGCGAUCGGAUUCCUGUGUUUUGAAGGUGGCUUUUUAAAUCCAGUUGAUGCUGUCCUUCGCAAGAUAGAAGAGUGAAACAUGUGAUGUACGAGACAAGGGCAGUGGGGAGCUCGAGAAGAAAUGAUGGAUGAGCUCGAGCUGAGUCGUUGACGUGUGCCGCGUGGUAAUCAAAUUAAGCAAAAAAUAAAUCCCCUCAGGAGCAGCCCGUGCGAUCAUCGUUCUUCGCCGUCGACGCCGUUGUUGUCGGUAAACGCAUUAAAAUCGACCCAGUCAAUUGUGGAACGCGGGGUGCAGGGCAGGCUCCAUGUUAUCGUUUCCAGCGUGGCAGAAGAAGUGAGUUUGUUGUACACUAUCGCGAUCGUCCAGUUUUCAACCGCUAGUGUCGUGUGCCGGAACACGAGGUGGGACGAUGCGAGGUGGCGGGGAAUCACGUGGAAAGAAGGUCUCGGGGAGCUGUAAGGAGGUCGUCGGAAGUGCGAAUUAUGCAGCAGCCGCGUGUGCGAAGAUCACGAGAAUGGUGAUGGUGUGUGAAAGCAGGCGUUAAACUUGAUCGCCUGAUCCUGUUUAAAUCGUGUGUAGAAAAAUAAUAGCGUUAGUGCGUCAAAAUAAAAAAAGAUAGAAGCAAGAGAAAAGAUGCACACGCAGAUGUGUAAGUGAGAAUGCCGGUGUGAAGGAAAGCCAACCAUAUUUGAAAGUGAAAGUGAUCUUAUGAUUUAUUCUAACGCCGUGUGAAGGUCUCGGUCUUAAAUUGGUGGUAAACAAAAAAAAAGGAAAAAAGAAAAUAGUCGCCUCCCGCGCCCAGUGGAUGAGAGUAAGGUGACACGGAAAUUUUUCCAUCACAAAAGGCCGCCCUGAUGAAAGUUACGGCGGCUUAUGUUACGCUCGCUCGUGUGUCGUAAGAGGAAACCGUAUAUCGGAUAAUACGGCGCCAACGAAUCCCGUUACCGUUCCCAGUAAAGAAAACAAAAAAAAAAAAAAUAAAAAAGUAUAAUAUAGCGCGACACAUAAAUGGAAGGUUCAAGGGCUUGACAUUAUUCGCGGCGAAAAGCGUUCACUGAAAACUUACCCUGGUGUCAAGCGAAAGAAGGAAAAUUAAUGUACCAAAGUGACGAACCUUUCGGCCUUCGUACAAAACGGCAGAUUAUAAUUCGCAGCCAUAGUUUACGCUGCAUCGGAAGGGCGAAUCGAGAAGAUAACUAUUUUGGCCAUUUCUAGAGCGGCACCAAGUGCACGUGGUGAAAGGCAAGGGAACCACCCGAAACAUAACACAAAUCGAACGCGAGUAGCACGGAAAAAAACGGAGCAGGCAGGAAAAAUAAAAAUUAAUCCAAUUGGCCACAGCCGAAAAGGGCUCUGCUCUUUUGUUCGGGCAGCGUUGCGAACCGAAGAAACCAGUUUUGCUUGGCCCGUUGCGGAAAGACGCGGUCAACUGAGGCGAACGAAGAUGAAGGCGCUGAUGAAGCAUCUUAGAAUAUUUCCUCCAAAGAUGACACCGACACUGAUGGGGGCUGUCGGUGUGCUGGUGCUCCUGUUCCUCUGCAUCGCCCCCGGUUCCACCUACCAGCAUCUGAAAUCCGGCUUCCGAUCGACGGAACAGUUCGAGUACGAAUGCAUGCCCGUCGAAGCGAAUCUGGCUCCCCGGUUUGCGUCGUCGAACCAGAACGACUCGAUCUCGAUCCAGGUGACGCGCCGCUACACGCACCAGAUCGUGUCACGCAUCUACGCGAUCUACCUCCGCGAAGUCCUGGGCUAUCGCAGCGUGAAGCUGGUCGAGUACCGCGACGAACACAUGCCGAUGGUGGAAGCGGAGCGCAUCCGUAUGUUUCUGUCCCUGGAGCGUCUCGAAAGCCCGGACUUCAUAUGGCCCGAUCCGACGAUCGAUCUCGAGGUGUGGCUACUCUCGGACUAUCACAUCAUUCCGCCGAGGGUACAGGAGGCGGGCGCCAUUGCGAAUCCGGGCCGGUUCGGGCUGUUCAUUCCGAAGGAUCUGAUCAAAAAGGAGGACGGCUACCCGAAGGUGCUGCCGUACACGUACUUCCAGGAGGACGUCAACGAUCGCCGGUACUACGAUUUCAUCAAAAAGUUCGAUGUCUCCGAGGCGAUGCUCGAAUCGAUCCGACGGUAUGCCGAGCGGAAGUGCGGCGAGGACUGCGACGAGCACGGUAUGUUCGUGCCGGAACAGUGCACCGAGGGGCGCAAGUGUGCGCUGGUGCUGGCCCCGCACUACGAGGACACUGGCUUCCUCAUUAAGCACAUUACCGAGAUGGAUUUCCAGAUGAAGGUGCUGUGGCUUGGGGAUCGGCUGAAGCGGGGCAUCCGGCAGCUGAUGACCGCGUACGGCGGAGAACGGAAGGGCGGCAAAAAGUUUCUGGUCUUCCACUGGACACCGUCGGAGGUGAUUAACAGUCGCAAUACGACGUACAUGCCGGUGACGAUGCCACGGUGCGAGGAGAUGGUCGCGAGCAACGAUACCGGCUGCAAGUACGAGAUGACGCCGCGGCUCAAGUACUACGCCAAGCAGUUCCACUUCACCGAGCCGGCCGUCUACUCGUUCCUGAAGGUUCACUUCCACGAUCCGGAGAUACAGGACCUGAUCGAUCUGUACGAUCAGUACGAGGACCGGAUACUGGAGGCUCGGGAAGAGACAAACACGGACUUUGUCCAGCAGGGCGUCGCACGUUACUACAACCAGAUUGCCUGCGACUGGGUGCGGGCUCACGAGGUCUCCUGGUCCAAGUGGAAACCGGAAGGGCCAACGAAGCAGCAGGUUUAUAUCGGAGGGAUAUUCCCCCUCACCGGAUUGGCACCGUCGUAUCUUGGGAUAGCUCCGGCCGCCAUCAUGGCUGCUUCAGAAAUAAACAACAACAGUGCCAUUCUACCGAACCAUCAGCUGACCGUGGUCAAGCACGACGGCCAAUGCCGGGCGGACACGGUGAUGAAGUCUUUCAUCAGUCACUACAUCCAGCAGAACAAUAUGCUUGGCAUUCUCGGGCCGGCUUGCAGUGAAACGGUUGAACCGAUCGCCGGAGUUUCGAAACACUUUCGUAUGGCCGUCAUCUCUUACUCGGCCGAAGGGGCAUCGCUGUCCGAUCGCGAGACGUAUCCCUACUUCUUCCGGACGAUCGGCGAAAACCGCCAGUACGAGUACGUCUACGCGCAGCUGCUGCCGCGCUUGAACUGGCACCGGGUGGCCGCCCUCACCGAGGACGGUCAAAAGUCGACCGAGUACAUCUCCUACAUGGAAGCGCUGCUAAAGGAGCACUCGAUCGAGCUGAUCUCCAACAAGAAAUUCCCCCGUGAUCGGACGGGUGGUGAAAUGAAUCGGUACCUGCAAGAUCUUAAGGCGAAAAAUGCGAAAAUCAUUAUCGCCGACGUAGACGAUAAAGUGUCCCAGGUGAUUAUGUGCGAGGCAUCCAAGCUGGAGAUGACGGCAGAAAACGGAUACAUUUGGUUCCUGCCGAUCUGGCUGUCGAACAUGUGGAACAUGAGCGCGGAAAACCACACGGACGCUGACGGGGCCGGACCGGGCUGUUCGAUCGCCGAACUGCUGCGAGCUAUGAACGGCCACUUCUCGCUUUCGCACGCCCCGUUCGCCGACGACGACAGCACGCUGGACGUGGAUGGGACGACGGUGCGCGAGUGGAAGCGGCGAUACAAGGCCGCGCUUGCCCGGGAGCGCUACCUGCCGUCCGACUAUGCCGGCUUUGCGUACGAUGCCGUAUGGGUGUACGCGCUCGCACUCGACAAGUUGUUGCGCGAGGAUCCGUCCUACUUCAGCGACCUCCACUCGGAGCAGGCAACGAACCGGUUGAUGCAGCUGAUCCGCGCGACCGACUUCCGGGGAGCCUCGGGCCGCAUCAAGUUCGGUGAGGCUGGGUCGCGCUUUACCAUCAUUAACGUGGUGCAGUUUGUGAACGGGACGGCCAACAUCGUCGGCCAUUUCACGCCGAACAUUUCGGAGAGUCGCGACUACGAGCUGGUCGGUGGACGGCUGGUGCUGAACGAGUCUGCGAUCGUGUGGAUGACGCGGGAUGGUCACCCGCCGGACGAUGGUACGCUGGUGUGUAUGUUCGCCGGGUUUGCAGGGCUGUUCCGGAUCAGCUGCGAGCAGGCGACGACGGCCGUGACGACCGUGUUCUGCGUCCUCUGCAUCGCCGUGCUCUCGAUCGCUUCGUUCCUGUUCUGGAAGGUGCGCUACGACCGGAAGAUGAAGACGUCCGCCAAGUAUCUGCAGAAGCUCGGCAUCGACCUGCUUUCGCCGUCCGCCAUCCCGUUCAACACGCUCGACAAGUGGGAGAUUCCGAAGGACCAGGUGGUGAUUAACCGGCGGCUUGGCGAGGGUGCCUUCGGCACGGUGUACGGUGGCGAGGCGCAAAUCGGCGACGAGGGCUGGACGGCGGUCGCCGUGAAGACGCUCAAAAUCGGCUCGAACACCGAGGACAAGGUGGACUUCCUGUCCGAGGCGGAAGCGAUGAAGCGGUUCGAUCACAACAACAUCGUGCGCCUGCUCGGCGUGUGUCUGCAGUCCGAACCGGUCUACACGGUCAUGGAGUUCAUGCUGUACGGCGACCUGAAGACGUACCUGCUGGCUCGACGGCACCUGGUCAACAGUAAGCAAUCGGAGGACUCGGACAUCUCGAACAAGCGGCUCACGAUGAUGGCGCUGGACGUGUCAAGAGCCCUGUCGUACCUCGCCGAGCAGAAGUACGUCCAUCGGGAUGUGGCCUGCCGCAACUGUAUGGUCAACGCACAGCGUGUCGUCAAACUUGGCGACUUUGGCAUGGCGCGACCAACCUUCGAGAACGAUUACUACCGCUUCAACCGGAAGGGCAUGCUUCCGGUGCGCUGGAUGGCACCGGAGUCGCUCGCGCUCGGCAUCUUCACGCCCGCCUCGGACGUCUGGUCGUACGGUGUGCUGCUGUACGAGAUCAUCACGUUCGGUUCGUUCCCGUUUCAGGGGCUCACCAACAACCAGGUGCUGGAGCAGCUUAAGAACGGCCAGACGCUCACCAUUCCGGCCGGCGUGAAGCCGCAGCUCGAGGGACUCAUCAACGCGUGCUGGAACCAGGACUACAAGAAGCGUCCGUCCGCCUCGGAGGUGUCCGAUUUCAUCUCGAACUAUCCGCGCCUGUUGAAUCCCUGCCUGGACGUGCCGCUCGCAUCAGUCGAGAUGAUCGACAACGGCAGUGACCAGUUCGAGCUGCUGCCCGGGUUGCGCAAGUACAAGGAUGACGGGGUGGGUGGCCAACCGACGGCCGAUCUGCUCGUCGGCACGCAACAACUCAACGAUCUGAACGGCUACAACAACGUUAGCAUCAUGUCGACGGGUGGGGCCAACGGCCAGCGGCAGCACCAUCCGAACCAGCGUCAGCGUGCCAUCAACCUGAACGAUCUGAACGUCGCGACGGACUUUACCACCGUCAACCCGCUGUCCCCGAUGGACGAGGAGCACGAGCACGACCGGACCUGUCAUCACCGGCAUGUGCACGGCACGUCGGGAUCGGCCGGUGGCAAUACCUCCGGUGGAAACGCGUACAAUCCCAUCGAACCGUUGCUGCAGCGCGACACGGAAGUAACCAAGAGCAACAGCAGCCUACUCCGGUACGUGCCCAUGUUCGGGUUCGGCAAGAGCAAGACGAUUACGAUCGGCGGAGGUGGCACCACGAUCGUCACCGGGACGACGGCGCCUCCGUCCGCAACGCUCGGUGCCCUUCACUGUACCACCACGCAGAGUACGGCGAUGGGAAGUGGGCCAAACUCACCGCAGUCUCCGACCGGGUCGGUGCUGGGCAUGAGCGGGGGCACGAUGAUCGUAAAUGCGCGCAGCACCAGCACGACGGUUUUAUAGCGCCCGCCAAACAUUCCCGACCAGAACCGACCGGCGCCGCAACCAGCAGCAAACACCAAAUGUAAUGUUUAGUUUUAAGAAUUGUG